UUUGGCGCUUCCCCCGCAUAUCGCAAGGUGGCCAUCCGAGGUUGGAGGAACCUCUGGUAAGCUGAGCUAGCCGCCCCAACGCCUCAUUGGGGUAACCUCGAUGGCGGUGUUCGAGAGCUUCGCCUUACUCAUCGCCGGGCUCGUCUCACCUUUAAACCCCCGUCUUGGCCGCAUCUUCAGCUCGCUCUGCUCUUGUAUCUCAUAUCUCACUCAUUGACUGCAAUUGACCGACCGACUAAGCCCUCCAUAUCCGCCGCCAUGGUUCCCGCCGUGAGAGCCAUCCCCAAUGCCGCCAAGCGGGCAACCAGCCUCCUGCGCACCGUCCAGUACGCCCAUCCGCCCUCAUGCCCGUGCCACUCGAACCCGGGGUACCACGGGGGCCCGCCAGUCAUGACGCCCUCCAAGCAUGCCGGCCACCGCAAGUAUGCCACGCCUACGACGCACCCUGGCCAGAAGGAGUAUGCCUUUGAGAUGGCUGCGUCGUCCAUCCGCUUCGGUCCAGGUGUCACCCAGGAGGUCGGCAUGGACCUGAAGAAUAUGGGCUCUAAGCGAGUCUGUGUCGUCACCGACAGGACAGUCGAUAAGCUUGAAGCCAUGAGGCAGGUCCGCGAGGCGCUCACCCGGGAGGGCAUCAACUUUGAGGUCUACAAGGACGUCCGGAUCGAGCCCAAAGAUAGCUCAAUCAAGGACGCCAUCGCCUGGGCCCGCCCUUACCAGCCCGAUGCCUUCCUGGCCGUGGGUGGAGGGUCUGUCAUCGACACGGCCAAGCUCAUGAACCUGUACACAGCGUACCCGGACGCCGACUUCCUGGACUUCGUCAACGCGCCACUUGGCAACGGCCGUCCUGUUGACAAGCCUCUGAAGCCUCUCAUCGCAGUCCCGACCACCGCGGGUACCGGCAGCGAGACCACAGGCACAGCUAUCUUCGACCUCGUCUCCAAGCGAGCGAAGACGGGCAUUGCCCACCGUAAUCUAAAGCCCACGCUCGGAAUCUGUGAUCCCCUCAACACUCGCACCAUGCCCGCCGCUGUCAAGGCCGCGUCUGGCCUGGAUGUCCUGUGCCACUCGCUGGAGUCGUGGACCGCUAUCCCGUACCACGAGCGAACUCCCAGGCCGACAAAUCCCAUCUUGCGCCCGGCAUACCAGGGCGCCAACCCCAUUUCUGACGUCUUCUCGUUCCAUGCUCUCCGAGCCACCAUCAAGUACCUUCCCCGAUCGGUGAGGGAUCCAGAUGACCUUGAAGCCCAGAGCGAGAUGCUUCUGGCGUCUACGCUGGCUGGUGUUGGCUUUGGAAAUGCGGGUGUCCACUUGUGCCACGGCAUGUCGUACCCAAUCUCAGGCCAAAACCCGGGCUACAAGCACGCGGGUUACGAGGUGGACGCCCCCAUCAUCCCGCACGGAGUCUCGGUGGCCGUCUCCGCGCCGGCCGUCUUCCGCUUCACAGCUGCCUCUAACCCGGAGCGCCAUCUCGCUGCCGCCGAGGCCUUUGGCGUCGACAUCAGCAACGUCAAGCGGGAGAGCGCGGGCGAGGUCCUGGCCGAGGCCAUCACCAAGUUCCUCGCAGAGCUGGGCGACCAGCCCAAGGGCCUCAAGGAGCUCGGGUUUGGCACGGGUGACAUCGAGGCGCUCGUCGAGGGCACGAUCCCGCAGGCGCGCGUGCUGAUGCUGGCGCCGGGACUGUCGACGGAGCUGGAGAGGGAGAGGGAUCAACUGCGGCGGCUGUUUGAGGAUGCGUUGGCUCAUUGAGUUAUGGGACGAGUUUAAACUAAAUUGGGCAGGUCGUUCUGCUCAUUUGCUGCGAGUGAUAAGCAGUGAUUAAACGGAUCAUGUUCCUCCC
This is a messenger RNA of Ilyonectria robusta, 1837 nucleotides long. Its product is annotated as iron-containing alcohol dehydrogenase-domain containing protein. The record is from RefSeq and is a predicted model, not a curated record. Gene Ontology annotation, molecular function: metal ion binding; alcohol dehydrogenase (NAD+) activity. Gene Ontology annotation, cellular component: mitochondrion. The coding region runs from base 259 to 1746 and encodes 495 amino acids. Lineage: Eukaryota; Fungi; Ascomycota; Sordariomycetes; Hypocreales; Nectriaceae. The transcript has 4 exons.